UUUUCGUAAAAUAGCAGGCAAACUGUAAUACAUUAUGUGAGCUCAUAACUUCAGUAGCGGAAGUAAACCCUUGUACAACAGAAAAAUAGUAAAUUUUAGAAGUGUUUCUUAAAUUGCUCUCCACAUAGCGUCCCGACCCAGAAUGCAUUUUGACAAGGUCUUUGAAAAAGCGGCGCGGCUAAUUCAAGAUGGCGGAGAUGGACCAGCUGUUAGAUGAGAGCUCCUCGGCUGAGGCACUUGUUAGUCUGAAAGAGGGUAGUUUGUCCAACAGUAUAAAUGAGAAAAACAGCUUCCCCAGGGCUCACAACACAAGAGGACGAAAUUCCUCGCUGACAAUGGACACGCCCACGCGGAGCUCCAAGAGGAGUCGACUCUUUCGGGAUGAGGAGGAGCAGCAGCAGCAGCUGCAGCCACAGCAGCGAGGCGCUUCCAAGUCUCCCCGGAGGAGUCAGAGGGUCACCACCACACCACAGAAGUUUUCCACCGUCACAACUCCAGACAAGAAGGCAUCGCAGAAAAUCGGUCUCCGAUUAAGGAACCUCCUCAAGUUACCGAAGGCUCAUAAAUGGUGCAUCUACGAAUGGUUCUACUCAAACAUCGACAGGUUGCUGAAAAAGCCCUGCACCGUGCGCUCGUGAAUGACAUGCUAGAUUGAAAGUGAAUGCAUGGAGUGUACUGACUUCCUCACAUGAGGGAGCUAAAACGGGUAGCGCAAACACCCUCAACCCAUUAGCAUAGCCGCAUAAGCAGUUUGGGUUGGACCGGCUAAGAUUCAGCAUAGUCAAAUUGAAGUCUUCAGGCCAGACCAAUCGUUGUCUGAUUUAGUCACAGUAUGACCAUAUGACAAUAUGUCCAUUCAUGUCAGUACCUGCAGUCAUGUUAAUGAAUGUAACUGCAUUCAUGUUAAUGAAUGUAACUGCAUUCAGAUAAUGGAUAAUUAUUUUGGCAGUAUAUAAUAAUAAAGACCAACAUAAUAUACCAUAAUUCGUGUAUGAAAUAUAUGAAUCUAUGAAAUCAAACAGUGGAAGGUCUCUAUGGAGACGAUUAGAAAUACAUAUAAUGAUCUGUUUAACGUAUAGACCAAAUGCAACACCAUUCAUUUUAGCAGAACAGCGGUAAUGCAUUACCAAGUACUGACGGAGAGAAUAAUUUUUUGAGUGUAACGACAUGGUAUGGUAUGGUUUAAUGUGAAAGCUGCUUUUGGCACAGUUUUUUGGAUAUUCUUUAGUGGUUUUGAAACGCUGCCAAACUUUUUAUAAGUUUAUUUUCCUGACAUUUUGUAUCCUUCUAGAAGACUAAAGGUGAAGAGUGUGCUCUACUUCAAAAAUAAAUGAUUGGAUAGUGCCACUGAGCUUACAAAAAUUGGUUAUCAAGCUAAAAUGAAGGACAUUUAUUGAAGCCAAACAUAGCACAGUAAAUUCCACCCUGUAGACUUAGUCCAUCACCAACACAUUUUAUUACGUACAGCUGGAGGCUUUUCCUUCUAGAAGCCAAGCCAUGCUGUGGUAACACUAAUUUAGCACCUCCCAAUGCAACGCAUUGCUGAGACACACACACACACACACACACACACACAAUGUUCCUGACACGAUAAUUCAACUGCUUAUGGCGUUGAAGAUUUGAGGUUACCCCUAUUAUCAACAAGAGAAUAAUGGACCACCAUAGCAAGACACACAAAAAUUGAAUGUGAGAUGUUUAUGUCCUAUUCGAAGCUUGCAAAUGUGGCAGCCUUUGCUUUUGUGUAGGACCUUUCCAAGCUGCCCCUUCUGUAUGAAGGAUAUUUCAUUCCGUGAGCAACGACUCAUGCAAAGUCGUGGUCCAAAUGUUCAUUAAUAACACGCUAUUAUUACUUACUAUUACCAAAUUAAUUUAGAUUUUACUUUUACGAAG
Messenger RNA from Gadus chalcogrammus (walleye pollock), 1890 nucleotides. RefSeq names its product protein lin-9 homolog. Gene Ontology annotation, molecular function: DNA binding. The record is from RefSeq and is a predicted model, not a curated record. Bases 189 to 638 code for a protein of 149 amino acids. NCBI's taxonomy places the organism in Eukaryota, Metazoa, Chordata, Actinopteri, Gadiformes, Gadidae. Gene Ontology annotation, biological process: regulation of transcription by RNA polymerase II; regulation of cell cycle; DNA-templated transcription. The transcript is spliced from 6 exons. Gene Ontology annotation, cellular component: transcription repressor complex; nucleoplasm.